This is a messenger RNA of Oryctolagus cuniculus (rabbit), 2106 nucleotides long. RefSeq names its product olfactory receptor 56A3. Gene Ontology annotation, cellular component: plasma membrane. NCBI's taxonomy places the organism in Eukaryota, Metazoa, Chordata, Mammalia, Lagomorpha, Leporidae. Gene Ontology annotation, biological process: G protein-coupled receptor signaling pathway. The record is from RefSeq and is a predicted model, not a curated record. Gene Ontology annotation, molecular function: olfactory receptor activity; G protein-coupled receptor activity.
GUACUAGAGUCUUCUAUCCAUUUGACCAUACUGAGAGUUCAACUUCACGAAUGGAAGUCUGUGUGGUCAUUAAAAAGAAAACAAAGUGGAAUAAACCUGAUAGAUACUAAUUUAGAGUACUUAUCACACAAAAGUACUUUCCUAACAAGUUUUGUUUUCCUUUUUAAUUUCUGUAAAUACAUAACAGUUCUACUGGAAAUAAACAUUGGAUAAAUCAAACAUGUAUAGGCAAACCACAUUAUAUCAGGCCAAUGUACUAUCUAAAGUGAUGGGAAUAUCUCAUGGCACCAAUAAUAAACAGAUAAAUUUACUUGGUCUGGAUAACUUGCUAGGGUCCACAACUUAUAGCUGGUAAGAAAACUGUUCUAUCUUCAUAUUUAUUGAAUCAGUAUCUAAUUUUAACUCUAAUUUAACAGAUCACUAAAAGAAAGUUGCACGAAUACAUGAAAAAAUAUGACAGCAUAUCAAAACGUCACUGUCUUCAUUGAGGUUUCAGACUUCCUCCUGAACUGUCUUGUCAGGUCCCCGAGCUGGCAGCGCUGGCUGUCCCUGCCCCUGAGCCUCCUCUUCCUCGUGGCCAUGGGGGCCAAUGCUAUUCUGCUGAUCACCAUCCGGCUGGAGGCCUCUCUGCACGAACCCUUGUACUACCUGCUCAGCCUCCUCUCCCUGCUGGACAUUGUGCUCUGCCUCACUGUCAUCCCCCAGGUCCUGGCCAUCUUCUGGUUUGAUCUCAGGCCAAUCAGUUUUUCUGCCUGCUUCCUCCAGAUGUUCAUCAUGAAUUGCUUCCUAGCCAUGGAGUCCUGCACAUUUAUGAUCAUGGCCUAUGAUCGCUAUAUAGCUAUCUGUCACCCACUGAGAUACCCAUCCAUCAUCACUGAACAAUUUGUAGUCAAGGCUGCCAUUUUUAUUUUGACAAGGAAUGUCCUCUUCACUGUUCCCAUCCCCAUUCUCUCAGCACGUCUCUAUUACUGUGGGAACAAUGUCAUUGAGAACUGCAUCUGUGCCAACAUGUCUGUCUCUAGGCUCUCCUGUGAUGACGUCACCAUCAAUCGCCUUUACCAAUUUGCAGCAGGCUGGACUCUGCUAGGAUCUGACCUCAUCCUCAUCUUCCUCUCCUACAGUCUCAUACUUCGGGCUGUGCUGAGACUCAAGGUCCAGGGUGCUAUGGCCAAAGCCUUUAGCACAUGUGGCUCCCACUUCAUCCUUAUCCUCUUCUUCAGCACCAUCCUUCUGGUCUUCGUCCUCACUCAUGUAGGUAAGAAAAAGAUCUCCCCUGAUGUGCCAGUCAUGCUCAAUGUCCUCCACCAUGUCAUCCCUGCAGCCCUUAAUCCCAUUGUUUAUGGAGUGAGAACUCAGGAGAUCAGGCAAGGAAUCCAGAGAUUACUGCAGAAAGGGUGGUAAUAAGUACAAUGAGAUCUCUACAUUCCUAAUAUAUGAUAUAUAUGAAAGUGGGUUGAAAUCCAUGAUGCUCAGACAUAAUUUCUAGGAGUAAAGGAAGUUUAGUUAUGAAUUUAAUUUUUUGACUCAAUCCCCCCUUUUCAAACACCAUCACCCUCUCCAAAAGGAAAUCUGGCAUCUCUGUGACUUUAAAUUUUUUUCAAGGUUUUUAUAAUUUUAUUUUUUACACUCCACAAAGAUUUUAACAUGUAAAAAUUAUGAGCAUGUAAUAAUAGUAUAUAUUUUGAUGGGGAUGUAGUCAGAGUUCAAGACAUUUAUACAGUGUGUACUACUAAAAUGAUGGUAAUUAGAAUUCCAAUUUCCUUGUCACUUAUUUAUGUUCAUAGACUUUAAGCUUCUCUUUUCUAGUUCCUCACAGAUUGUAUAUUAGGAACUAUGAACUAGAGCUAGCCCACUGUGCUGUGGAAAACUAGAAUAUACUGUUCAUCUAACCAUGCUUUGGUAUCCAUUAUCCAUCCAACUUACCUCUAUCAGUCCCUCCUCCAUCAACCACUAAUAAUCACCAGUCUACAUUUAGAUUAUUUUAUUUAAGCUUUCACAUAUGACAAAGAAUAUAGGGUAUCUGUUUUUCUGUGUCUGGCUUAUUUAACUUAUCAUAUUGUCAAAUAGUUCCAUUCAUUUUGCUGCAGUGGUCAAGAUCUCAUUCUU